Molecule: messenger RNA, 504 nt
Organism: Knipowitschia caucasica
Lineage: Eukaryota; Metazoa; Chordata; Actinopteri; Gobiiformes; Gobiidae
Source: the annotation of a GenBank genome assembly
AUGACUGGGUGGUCCUCACAGAGACUAGAGGACUGGGUGGUCCUCACAGAGACCAGAGGACUGGGUGGUCCUCACAGAGACCAGAGGACUGGGUGGUCUUCACAGAGACUAGAGGACUGUGUGGUCUUCACAGAGACCAGAGGACUGGGUGGUCCUCACAGAGACCAGAGGACUGGGUGGUCCUCACAGGGACCAGAGGACUGGGUGGUCCUCACAGAGACCAGAGGACUGGGUGAACCUCACAGAGACCAGAGGACUGGGUGGACCUCACAGAGACCAGAGGACUGGGCGGACCUCACAGAGACCAGAGGACUGGGUGGUCCUCACAGAGACCAGAGGACUGGGUGGUCUUCACUGAGACUAGAGGACUGGGUGGUCCUCACAGAGACCAGAGGACUGGGUGGUCUUCACAGAGACCAGAGGACUGGGUGGUCCUCACAGAGACCAGAGGACUGGGUGGUCCUCACAGAGACUAGAGGACUGGGUGGACCUCAGAGAGACUAG